GGAGGGGCGGGGGCGGGGCCGCCCGCCGGCCGCGGCAUUCGAAAGUCGCUUGGCGGGCAGGGCUUCCUCCUCGCCUCUUCCUCGUCGUCCUCCUCCUCCUCCUCUUCGUCCUCUUCCUCCGCCGGGGGUCCGCGCGGGGCUGUGCCGGGCCGCGCCUCAGCUUCUCGGGGCAAGUGCGCGCCUUGGCCGGUACGGGCUUGCGGAAGGGAAAUACGGGUGCUGACCCUGCUCGGUGCCGCUCGCCUCAGCGAUGGCAGCGUGGGAGGCCGCCGAAAUGUCCUUCAGUCUGAGCGGCGUGAGAGAGCGGAUGCGGGAGAAGAAAAAGGGUGCCUUGAGGACUGCGAAGUUGAAUGCCUCGCUUGCAUCAAAAAUCAAAACGAAGAUCAUCAACAACUCCUCCACGAUGAAAGUCUCCCUAAAGCAGAACAAUAAAGCACUGGCUCUGGCCCUCAAUGCAGAGAAAGCCAAUGCACAGCGGCUCACCCAGGAGAAGACCAUCUUACAGAAGGAGGUGAAGCAGUGCCACUUCCAGAAUGCUGUGCUGCGGCACAAGCUCUCCUUCCUGAAUAAUAUGUUGAAAAAAAUGGACAAUCUUAUGGCUGCAGUUAAGAUGGCUGAGCUGUCUGAGUUCUAUACAAAUUCUGCAUCCUUGUCCAGUGACCAGAAGAGCAGCAUGACUGAAGAUAGCUGGGCUGAUGAUGUUGCAGAUGGUCAGCUUCUGAGGGUUACACAGAUACCAAUGAGAGUGCCCAUUUCCAAGCUGCAUGAUGCAGAGCAGCAAGCUGACAGCUCCACAACAGUACAAACAUCCUCAGAACUUCAGAGACCUACUUCUAAUGCAGGAGAACUUCAGAGACCUGCUUCUAAUGAGCCCCUGAAAAAUGUGCCUGUUUCCUCCAAAGAUACUUUGCCACCACAGCAUGAUGAGGAGCCUCAGUUCCACCAGGAAGAGAAUGGCAAGAAGGUGACUGAAGCAAUGGCAGCAGAGGAGGCUUUUCACAACUCUUGCAUCUCUGGAGGAGUCUUGUGCACCACUGAGCAAAAUCCCAACAAUUUGCCAGCACUUGCCUGGGAAAGUCACACUCUUUCAUAUGAGGCUGAUGAGAUGGCAAAACAUUUCCUUGAUCGUCUCUCACAAGGGCACAUUACUCAGAGGAGAAAGCGUUCAACCCUGUUUGCUACAAGCACUCCAUCUUCUGCUCUGGAUAUCCUCCCACGUGUCAGUUCCACUCAGGCAGCUUGGGGCAGUACUGCACAGGACAACAGCAGCUCCAGCAAGAGCAACACACAGCAACAGCUGAGAUCCUCCAGCCCCCUGGCUUCACCUGCUCCAGCUGCUGUUAUUUCUCAUAGAAACUCUGUGGGUAAAGAGACCUUUUGUGAGCAGCCACAGACAAAAGAAAUGGGGCAUGGUGUUGAAAUGGGCCCUAGCUAUAGCCAAGUCCCUGAGUUUGUUCCUGUAAAGGUUAAAAUCAAAGAUAACUCUAAAACUGGAGAGAAAAAGACUGUUAAAAAAACAAGAACAGGAAAAAAGAAAACAACUGCAAUUAAAGACAAUGCAGAAAGUAGUCCUGAUAGAUCUCAAGGUGAAGAGUGUGCUCAAGACGCAGAGAAGCUUCUUCAGCCAAAAGCUGCAACAUGUUCCAGUGAGACUGAAGUCUGUGAGAUGGGGCAGAAGGUGUGUGAGAGGGCUUUUGACAGGAAGGAUAGAGACUGUGGUGUGGAGCACCAUUCCCACUCUCCUGCUGAAGUGCAAGACUUUGGAAGUACAGAUGAGGUGAAUCCAGCACAGCUGCAGAGUCUUGAAAGUGUUGACUUAAUGCAACAGGUUAAGAAGGGACCUGUCUCUGAGACAGGAAGUAUGGAGAGUUUGCCAAAAGUCCCAGUUGAUACCUUCUCAUGUCAUGAAGUUCCCUCCGGUGAUUCCAGUCUACAAAAUUCUACAAAAUUCUCAAGUGUGAGCAGAAAGAGCAUCAGACAGAAAGCCAAUAGAAAAACUAGAGUGAUUGGGCAAAGAGAUGAUUCUGAUGAGGAAUAUCUGCCAAACUGUGUGAUAAUACCAGAGACCAAAGCUGAAGAGCAGCCUAAAAGAAGCCAAACAAGCAGGAAGACUACUGUUAGGAGAAGCAAUUGUGAUAAGAGAAAUGAAGUUAAUGCUUUUAGGCCCUGGAUAGAUGCUCAAGGAGUAGCUAAUGAGAACACAAAGGAUUUGCCAGGUAACCUUAAACAGCGCAGGGAAACUUAUAUUGUCCAUCCUCUGAAUGUUGCAGGAAAAUUGGGUUGUUUCCAGACAGAAUUUAAAGGGGGUGAAAAUGUACCUCCCAAGUCUGUUCCUGCAAGCAAAAUCCCUAGAGCUGCUAAGAGCAAUCAAAAGAGCAAUAAAAACCAGACCGGGGGCCUUCAAGAAAAAGGGCAAGGUAAAGUUGACAGCAACGUGAAUGCUUUGAAAAAAGAAGCCUCUUGCAAACCCAAGCCUCAGAGGAAUAGGAACAACUCUCGACCUCCAGAGGCUGAUUCCCUGGCUAGAAAAAGUGAUGGUGCCAAGGUUCUCAUUGGAAGUUCCACAGAACUUGCAUCCAAGCAAACUGUCCUGAUGGGGAAGUUUUCCUGCAUUACACAUCUGCUGUCUGAGCCAGAUGCUUUCCUGGAGGAGCAGCUACCUGAGAUAUCACUUGCAGAUAGUCUUACAGACCUUUCACACAGUCUUGAAUCUUCCCAUGUGAGCAGUUCUGCAGUUUUGCCUGUCAGCUCCAGACUUACAGAAGUACCAGUUUCCAAGAGAUUAAGUACUCAGGGCAACAGAAUGCCAGCAAAAUCCCCUGUUUGGUUGAAAAACUCCCUGAUAUUUAAGGAAAAGACUGCAGAAGAAAUACCUGGGGAAAGGAACAAAGUGCAGUCAAGUUCUUGGAGCUCACCUUCACAGGAACCUGAUAUCAGGCCACUACGGGACUUGAACAAUGCCAGGGGUCUGUCUCACUCUGGCUCGGAGGAAGCAUCAGGGCGCUCAUCCAGGCGGAAACGGAAACCAACCUGCUACAAAGAGCCAUCAGUCAAGAGGAAACUGAGGCAGGGUGACCCAUUUACAGACACUGAGUUCCUCCACUCUCCUCUCUACAAAAGAAAAAAGAAGCUUGUCAAAAUCGAGGGAAUGACCAAGAUGAAAGAGAACAAAGAAUGGCUUCCUGAAGGAUGUCUCAGUGCUGAGGCAGGCAAAUUCAUCACAACAGAAAGGAUUCAGGACUAGCAGAGUGGUUGAAAGGCAGCCCCCAAGCUCCUAGAAGCUCGUGUGUUUAGCAGCAAGGCUACAACUUUGAAUACAGAGGCCUGAGUAAAGAUGGAGGUGGCUGACCAGGCAGCUGAACUAUUCCAACUAAGGAAACCCAAGGACCAGUUUGACAAAUUGAGCCUUGUACCAUGGAUUUCUUCUGUUUUCAGAUCUUUGGGACUCAUGAGGUGGGAAAAUGGUUGACACAAAUUGAUGGAUGUCUGUUUUAAUGAUGGGCAUGGCCCUUAUGUGCUGUAUGAUUAGCCCUUAGCUAUCUUCUGCUUCCUUGCUGUUCUCUCCCCCUAUCUGCCAUGUAAAUCUCCCUGCAGCAGAAGAUGAGCCCCAUACCAACCAACAUUAAGGAAUAUUUGAAACAUAGGGUGCUCAGGACCAGACCUAAGCAUGUCUUGUCUCAAACAGCCUGAGUUUUGCUACAGGAAAGGUGAUCAGAGGAGAGGGUCCUGCGGGACAGAGCUGUUUAAAAGCAUCUUCCUUUUUCCUCACUCCUGGCCCUUGUUAAAAAGUACCCCUUCUUGUAACCCCUUGAGGUACUGCAAAGUGCAAUAAGGUCUCCCUAGCACCUUCUGUUUUCUAGGCUGAACAACCUCACUCUCUCAGCCUGUCUUCAUGGGAGAGGUAUUUCAGCCCUCUGAUCAUCUUUGUGUCCCCCCUCUGGCUUUGCUUGAGUAGGUCCAUAUCCUUCUGAGCUGGAAAACACAGAGCUGGACACCAGUACUCCAGGUGGUGUCAGUUGUGUUUCAGGAAAUCCUGUACUCUUCCACUGCUGAUUGAGCACCCACUGGCUUCAAGCACUUGUUUCUCUGAGGGUCUACUGGUGUGACUUUGAAGGUUAUUGAUUCUCAGUGUUUGAGAGAAUGGUGGGGAAAAGAAGGGAUCAGACUGGUAGUGAAAGGGAAGGAAAUGUGCCUGUUUGGAAGCAGGGAAAGUGUUUCCUCUUUGUGACAGAGCAGGGGGAGGGCAGCUCUUUUCUUCCGACCAUACUUACUGCUUCUCCUUAGCACCUCAGCAACAUCCAUCAGUUCGUGAGGAUAGGCUGGGUCUUACUGUACUCUGUACUCAGAGGAUUCUACAAGAUGGAAGCUUCAUUAGUAGAGGGAAAAGAGGGUCACCUGUAGUCAGGUAAAUGCUACUAUAUAGAUUACAUUUAAAGCUGUACUGUUAAGUUAUUAAAACUAGGAAACAAAAAGCCUAAGAUUCAAAAAUGCUCUCUUAUUUAUUUGUUCCGUUUUCUGGAAGUUACCAAGCUUUCUCUGGUACUCUGUAACUCUGGGAGACAGGUAGGAGCUAGUAAACAACAGGGAAUUUGUUAUAGGUGCUGUUGUAUUAGCACCUGCCUGUGUUGACCCACUGCUGUCAGAAACCGGCAGGAACACCCAUCUCCAACUGUUCCCAGUAAUUGUUUCCAUUGCCCCUAUGGGUCAGAAAUGGGACUUUUUCCAGCUGCACUGAUGUGCUGGUGCAAAUACCAGAAUAGUAGACUGUAUUCAUUCACAUUGAAGGUACAGAGACAGCUGCUAGCAGUUACAGAGCUGUGCUUCAAACACAUGGUAAUACUAGCUCCUUUAAUCUAACAGUGGUAUCUCUAUCCUAAUCACCACCUGUAGCAGACAGCUGGAGGGUGAGAGUUUGUUCAUGUGUAACCAGUUUCUGUUUUGCUGAGUGAUGUGUCAGUUUGUAUUACUCCCCAAAUAAAAUUUCAAUGCAA
This is a messenger RNA of Hirundo rustica (Barn swallow), 4991 nucleotides long. Its product is annotated as shugoshin 2-like. Gene Ontology annotation, cellular component: nucleus; chromosome, centromeric region. The coding region runs from base 251 to 3244 and encodes 997 amino acids. The transcript is spliced from 8 exons. The record is from RefSeq and is a predicted model, not a curated record. Lineage: Eukaryota; Metazoa; Chordata; Aves; Passeriformes; Hirundinidae. Gene Ontology annotation, biological process: meiotic chromosome segregation.